GAAACUAAAACCCCGACUCAUCCCUGUAACGAUUCCUUCCAACCCCUGCUGCCGCAACUUCCACCCUUUUCCGUCGAACAUGGCGACGUCUUCACACGCUCAAGCUGUCAAGUCUCUCAAUAAAUCCCCCGGCCGCCGUCGUUUUGUCUUUAAGUCAUUCUCUGAGAGACUAGAUGAUAUCGAAAUCAAUGUGUUUAGAAGUCUUCAUCAGGUUAAAGCUGAGCCAUCUGAAGGUUCAUCUUUUUUCAGAGACUGCCUUGUAGAAUGGAGGGAAUCGAAUACUACAGAAGAUUUCAUCUCAUUGUAUGAAGAAGUCAUUUCUUGUACACAAACACUGCCCUUGGUGCUGUUGCACAAGGAAACAAUAAUUUCAAACCUACUUUCUAGGUUGCAUAUGAAAGCAAGGCUAUCACUUGAACCAAUUCUCAGGUUAAUUGCGGCUUUAUCUAGAGAUCUCCUAGAGGAGUUUGUUCCGCUAUUUCCAAGAAUUGUUGAUUCUUUAGCAUCUCUUCUAGAAAGUGGUGCUGAUAGGGAACCAGAUAUAAUUGAGCAGAUCUUCACGUCAUGGUCAUAUAUUAUGAUGUAUCUGCAGAAAUAUUUAAUACACAACCCAUCAGAGGUGCUUAAGGUCACUUCAAAAUUAAGGUAUUAUCCGAAGGAAUAUGUUCAGCAAUUCAUGGCAGAGGCAAUGUCCUUUGUUUUGAGAAAUGCUCCUGAUGAGCAGCUGAAAAGAGGAAUUAGAAGAGUAAUCGCCGAGGCAGUGAAGAAGCCAUCUCCAUGCCGAGAGUCUGGUGUUGAAUUAUUGCUUUAUAAUAUUAUGAAAGGUUACUCACCAAGGUUCCAUUCGAAAGCAGAGCGUGUUUUACAAUUAUUAACAAGCGAAACAGUUCAUUCCAUUGGUAAUGGAGCUGACCAAGAGCUGUAAAAGGAGUAUGCAACCGAGAGUGAAAAUAAAUUGGAACCAAACAUGGAGAUGGAACAGAAUUGAUUAAAAGCUGCAAAACAACCAACAUUAUUGAGUAUGCAAUAGAACAGAAGAUAGGAUUAGGUAAUCAGAAGGACUGAAAACCAUGCAGACUUAUGGAACAGAAAAUUUAGUUGAAGAGAAGAGGGAAGAGAAGGAGGGGUCAAGUAUAUAGAGACAAAACAGGCGUUUACCGUACUAAAUUACUUUUCAUGUCCAUAGCAUAUUGAGUUGCUUAUCACUAUAAGCACACACUAUAGCAGGCUAUUAACGCUUUGAUGUGAUCAAUACCUAAAUGCUAGUGGCUUGACAGUUUGAUUGGAAGUCUAUCAAUUUAUCGAGAAUCAAGAUGUCUUAAAUCAAGAUUUUGGCCAAACAAUCAUAUAUAGAUGCGAAUUCAAACUAAACUAAAAUUCAUACUCAGUAUUAAACAUUCGAAAAUAUACAGCGCCAUGAGAACUCCUAGUUUCAGGAACGGUGUUAACAAUUAAGGAGCUAAGGAAUUCUAGCGUUAGUUGAGUAUAAACGAGAUUUUGUUGAGAUAGGAAAUGUCGUAGAUUUAAAUUGUCUAGCAAAUAAUUUACGCUAUCUAACAAUCCUAAUUUUCUUAAGGUAGAAUCGUCGGCAUACCUUGUAGCUUGUAUUUCCCUCCUUCUCAAAUCUUCAUAAGUUUGGGAUUGAUUGGAAUUUCUUCUAAAAACUAACUCAUAAGCCAUUUUGUAAUUGGAAAAAGAUAGAGAGUUUAUGCUUUUGAAAGAAAGUUGUAAAAUUGGUGAGAUUAGUUUGUGUUGGAAAGGCAUGUAUUUAUAACCAUAAAAAAAAAAGGAAUCUCUUUAUAAAACAUAUGGUUCUACCAAUUUAUUUUCAUUGAUUGUAUUGUAAGAUAAAAAGGAAAUUGGUAAGGGAAUCAAAAUGUGCAUGCCAUGAAUUUCCAAAAAAAACAUUUUCCCUAUGGAAUUUAUAGGCAUGGCUUACGCCAUGCUCUUUGUAAGAGUGUGAGAAAUUGAGUUUUGUUUGCUUGUAAAAGGUUUUUUGACCAAAGACUAAUCUUUUUGAUUGAAUGCACAUUUAAAUUUGAUUGACCAAAUAAAUAGAUGUUCAUAAAUGCAUAUACUAAUCGACUAAUAGACGGUUACGAAAAUAAUUGAAAAUAAUUGCGCAAUAAAUACUAAAAUAAAUACUAAUAAAAAUACUUAAUAACGUAUUGAAAUGGAAAAGAAAAUGUUUGAAUGAAAAUACUAAAAUAUGCGGAAAUAAACAGAAAAACAGGGAAAUAAUUAGUUUUCUCCUCCCCAAACUUAUUAAAAGCAUUGUCCUCAAUGAUUAGGCGGAGAAGAGAACGUAUUAAAAAUAAAAGGCAAUCACUAGCCACGUAGAGUUUUUAGAGCGGUAUGGAUGGUAGCAAAUUCUUUGGCACAUCUAUCGAACUGCUCAAUAGCCAAGUCCAAGAAGGUGUUGAGAUCCGAGCGAAGUGUCGCAAUUGUUGCAUUGAUAUCGGCUAUAGCAGUUGUAUGAUCAACCGGGGCAGAUGGUUGGUUGGUGGAUUCAGUAGUGUGGAUGGGGGAUAGUGGUCCAGGUGUAUAGGUAAAUGGUGGGGUUUAGGGGUCAUGUUCAUCUUCAUCCUCUAAAUCAUAUAGCCAAUUAGCCUUAUUGUAGACGCUAGUCUUUUCGGGAUUUGGAAGGGUAAAAUGGUGGAUCGGUUUAUGGUUGAUGACUAGUGUGUAGGGAGUGGGCCCCAAAUUGUGUAUAAGGCCAUGAUUGAAACAUAAGUUAAUGUUGAGGUAGCGGAAUCCACUUGCUAGUGGUGUACCAUAUGGUAUGAGUUGGCCUAAAGAGUCAUCAAGGCCAAUGACUCUAGUUAAAAAGGUAACAAAACCACCAAUGCAGAUGCGGCGGUUUGGGGUUUCAAUGAGCUUUUGAAGGUUGGCUAGAACAAAUGGCGCAAGGUUUACUGGGCGACCUUGGAAAGCACAGAACAUGAUAAAUAAUUCAUCCUUAGAAACAAUAGUGUCAUUUUCUUGCUUUCCAAAGAUGGUAUGGGCUAAUAUCAUGUGAAAGUAGCGUAUGGCGGGAUUAUGGAUCUUUAGGUUGUUUCGGUCGGUCGGGUCAGAGUUGGGCUCUCCAGAAAUACUUCCCCAAAAGUUGCACAAUUCGUAGUCCAUGAAUUCAUCUUCUUGAGU
Messenger RNA from Trifolium pratense (red clover), 3144 nucleotides. Its product is annotated as small subunit processome component 20 homolog. The record is from RefSeq and is a predicted model, not a curated record. Lineage: Eukaryota; Viridiplantae; Streptophyta; Magnoliopsida; Fabales; Fabaceae. The coding region runs from base 80 to 925 and encodes 281 amino acids. The transcript is spliced from 9 exons. Gene Ontology annotation, cellular component: small-subunit processome; 90S preribosome; nucleolus.